CACGAUAGGUCGCCCAGACGCAAACCGACGCGAUCUAAUGCAAUUUUCAAACCCGCGCUUCUCCCACUUCUCUUGUUGCCUGAAGCAUACUCAUUCAUUACUGCUGACGAAAGGAUAAUUACAAUUCUUACCACUCUGACAAGCGUUCAAAGACUCUCGCGACGACUUCUGACUCUCUGACGACGAUGGGCACGAGUUGAUACGCAUUGUUGGACGCGGGCGCUGGAAUAAACGACGGCUCUGUCUCCUCCUGCCGAAGUGGGGGCAGCUGACCUGGGAGAAUGCAGCAAAGCACCCCGGAACCAGCCCUGCUCGCUGCUAUUCAGGAGAGCCUUGCACUCUUUCAGUACGAGAAUGCGAGGUUCCUUGGAGAGCGGCUGGUAGCGCUGACCAACAGCGAGGAGAACCAGCAGUUACUGGCAACAUGCUACAUGCACUGCAAUCAGGCCUACAGGGCCUACCAUUUGCUCAAGGGCCAUAACUCGCGGCGCUCGCGCUACCUGCUGGCUGUGUGCUGCCUGGGCAUGGGGCGCUACCCGGAGGCAAAGGAUGCACUGCUGCGGAUGGGCGAGGCGGAGAUCCCGUACGGCCCCGCUGGUCUGUACCUGAUGGGCCGCUGCUGCCGCCUGACGCACUGCAUGGCGGAGGCCAAGGACUUCUACCUGCGGGCACUGCGCGGCAACCCGCUGCUGUGGAGCGCCUACGAGGAGCUGUGCGCAGUGGGCGGUGACGAGGAGGCGGCGGAGGUGUGCAGCCUGGCGCAGCUGCCGCCGCGGGCCGGCGCCGGCGCCGACGGCCCCAGCCCCUCCAGCAGCAGCCAGGUCAGCAGCGCGCUGGCGGCACAGCACACGCCGCAGCACCAUGGCGCAGCAGCAGCGGCGGCAGCGGCGGCAGCACAGCACGGAAAGCACGGCGGCCACGGCCAUGGCCACGGCCGGCAAGCCGGUGGGGGUGGCGGCGGCGGUGGCGGCGGCCGCCAUGGGCACGGGCAGGGCGGCCGCGGCGGGAGGGCUGGCGAGCAUGCCGGGGCAGGGGCAGCGGCGGCGGCGGGCGUGCUGCCGGGGACGGCGACUCGGACUCCUGCCCAGCAACACCAGCCGGCAGGGCCGCCGGGUACCAGUGCCCCCGGCGCCCCCGGCGGCCUGUGGGGUGGCGGCGCCGCCGCCGCCGCCGCUGCUGCUCCUGGCGGCGCGCCGGCGUCGACAGGCGGCUUUGGCAUCACGGGCUUCGGCGCCGCCGCCAGCGGUGGCGGUGGCGGCGGCAUGGGCGGAGUGCCGCCCUCGGCGAUGUCCACACUGCCCACCUUCGGCUUUGGCGCCGGAGCGGCCGUCGCUGCUGGCAUGGGCGGUGGUGGCGCGGGCGGCGGCGGCGGGGCAGGAGCGGGCGUGGGGAUAGGAGCCGGCGGAGGUAGUAUCCUGUUCCAGACGCCCAUGCAGACGCCGGGCGUUGCCGGUAUGGGCGUGGGUGGCGGCGGCGGCCUGUUUGGCGGGUCGCCGCUUCCCGUGACGUUUGGGCCCGGCGCGGGUGCGGGCAGCGGCGGCGGCGCGGGCACAGGGCCGGGCCUGGGGUGGGGCUUUGGCUUCGGCAUCCUGCCAACCGGCAACGCCCCGCCCAGUGUGCUACCUACCGUCCCUUUGCAUGGUGGCGGUGGCUGCGGCGGGCUAGAUACGGGUGCCAUGCCCGCGGCGAGCGGCGACGGCGGCGGCGGGCCUCCUAGCACAGCAACGCAGCUGUUUCGGUUCGCUGGGGGCGGCGGGGGCGGCGGCGGGGGCAUCUUUGCUACGCCGGCGCCGGCGGGAGGCGGCGCCGCGCCGCCGGCUCCGCCGCAGAAGCAUGCGCCAGCCGGGUACGGCGCAUCUGAAGUUCCGUUCCCGGGCUUCGCCUCGGGGCCACAUGGCGCUGGCAAUGGCGGCGGCGGCGGCGGCGGCGGCGGGCCGCACGGCAGCGCUCAGGGCGGCGGCGGCAGCGGCGCAGGUGGCGGCGGCGGCGGGCAGCGCAUAAACCGCAUGGCAGAUGAGGGCCGGGUGCGCAAGGUGUCCAACCGCCUGUUCUCGGACCCCAGGUCGGCGGUGCGGCGCAGCGAGCGACUGGCCAUGCUCAACAGCGCGGGCGGCGGCGGCGGCGGAUCAGGAGGCGGCGGCGGAGGCGGCAGCGGAGGCGGCGCGCGCGGGCAGGGCUCUGGCGGCGCAACGCCGGGCAGUGUCGCACCAGGCGGCGGCCACCCGCACCAACACCCGUACCACCACCAGCACCACCACCCGCACCAUCACCACCACCAGCAGCAGCAGGCGGCAGCGGGGCAUUACGCCGCGCCUGGAGCAGGGGCCGGAGCAGGCGGCGGCGGUGGUGGUGGUGCUCACGGCGGGCCGGCUGCGAGCGCCAGUGUGUUGGGUCAGGCCAGGUCAGGGCAGGCGAGCUAUGUGGAGGGCGACAGUCAGAACAUGCCAGACCCUCGCGACCCGCCGCCAGCGCCUGUGCAGCAGCAGCUGCACCCAGACGCCAAGCUGGGGACGGCGGCGGCGGCGGGCGGUGGCGGCGCGUCGGCCGCCACGCCGCAGCAGCUGUUCGCGGCGUUUGGCGGGCGGCUGGGGCCGGGGCCGGCGCCAGAAACCGCCGCCCAGCCUCAGCAUCCGCUGCACCUGCAGCUGCAGCAGCAGCAAGGCUACGCCACCGCGCACGCCGCCGCCGCCGCGCGCGCAGCCGAGGCGGCGCUGGGCGAGAGCCGCUGCGCGCUGCUGGCGCUGCUACUGCCGCUGAUGGAGGGGCAGCGGCACCUGGCGGCAUACAGGUGCACUGAGGCUCUGGCCUGCUUGUCGCGCCUGCCGCUGUCGCAGUACCGCACGGGCUGGGUGCUGUGUGCGGCGGGGCGGGCGCACUUUGAGGCCAUGGCCUACUCCAAGGCGGCGCAUGCGCCUGCCACGUGGGUGGUGAUGGGUAACUUGUUCAGCGGCCAGAAGGAGCACGAGGCAGCCAUCGAGUUUUUCCUGAGGGCGGCGCAGGUGGACCCCACCUUCACCUACGCCUACACGCUGGCUGGGCACGAGCACUUUGCCAAUGAGGAGUACGACAAGGCAGCCGCCUGCUACCGCUCCGCGCUCAAACUGGACCCGCGCCACUACAACGCAACGUACGGGCUGGGUCAGAUCUGCUACCGCCAGGAGAAGUACGGCGAGGCGCUGCAGCACUUCCGGCUGGCGGCGGCGGUGAACCCGCGCAGCAGCGUGCUGAGGUGUUACUGCGGCAUGAGCGCGGCAAAGAUGGGGCAGAGCGGCGCGGCGCUGGAGAAGCUGCAGGAGGCCAUUGAGCUCGACCCCGCCAACCCGCUGGCGCGCUACGAGAAGGCCUCACUGCUCAUGGCGCUGGACAGGCCGCAGGAGGCGCUGUGUGAGCUGGAGGCCCUGCAGCGGGUGGCCCCCGGCGAGUCCUCUGUGGCCUUCCAGAUGGGGCGGCUGCACAAGCGCCUCAACAACCUCACGGCGGCGCAGCAGUCGUUUGAGCUGGCGCUGUCCCACCCGGGCAUCUCCUCCUCGGACGCCGCCGCCAUCAAGUCCGCCAUCGAGCGGCUGGGCCUCAGCGAGGACGAGGACGAACAAGAGCUGUGAGGGGGGCAGGGGGGGAGUUAUGUGCCCGAGCCCAAUAAGUCCCAAGAGUCAAGGAAGGGGAAGAGGGGGGAGGGGCUGGGAGGAGAGGGAGGGGGCACUGGGGAGGGGGCCAGUUGGGGAAGGCGGCUGAAGGAAGGCGGGGGUCUAGAAGUGCCGUGCCUUGCUGUGGCAGGGGCGCCAGGUAGGCAGUGCUGGGCUAGACGGACGUAUUGAAUCCUCAGGGCGGCAUGGUCAGACAGGAUUGUGGAGGGGCGUGGACGUACACACACAGACACAGACGCAAGGGAGUCGACAGUAAGUUCAUAACAAAGUCUUGGGGGUGGGAGACAUGUUGCAGAAGCAUGCAAAGGACGGCAGGCAUGCGGCAAGGCCGAAUGGGACAGGCGCAGUGCAGAACGUGAGGUGUGUGCUAGACAGGAAAGACGGUUAAGAGGAUUGGGCUAGGCAAUGCGUGCAUACUACAAAAGGGUAUCGGCUGUCGGAUUGUGAAGGGAGGGGUAGUUCAUUCCAGAACCCAAAACGAGCCGGGAGCUGGCUGGCGACUUGGCGAAGAGACAGACAGGCACAGUCACGAAGGUGUGAGGGCAGCUGCUUUGGGCCGUGCUGCAGGUGGCGCGGCUGCAGUGCUGUGCAGCAGUAGCUCAGGCCAAGGUCCAUGCAGAGCCCGCGUUGCCAAGGGCUGUUUGGGACGCACUUGGGAGGCGCCACAACUGCGCGCAUGGCGCAAUGACAGGACUGCACCGUUGACUGCAUGUCAUCCUUGGACAGCUUGCAAAAUGCACGCGCCUGUAACAUCAAAACCGU
Molecule: messenger RNA, 4406 nt
Organism: Chlamydomonas reinhardtii
Lineage: Eukaryota; Viridiplantae; Chlorophyta; Chlorophyceae; Chlamydomonadales; Chlamydomonadaceae
Exons: 17
Coding region: 282-3602 (1106 amino acids)
Biological process (GO): cell division
Molecular function (GO): protein binding
Source: RefSeq, a predicted model, not a curated record